GUCUUGGUAUAACUUGCAGAGAGAAUGAUUUGGUGAUGGAGUUCUCCCACUGACUGAUGGACUCAAAGAAGAAAAGCUCAACAGAGGCAGAAGGAUCCAAAGAGAGAGGUCGGGUCCAUGUCUGGCAGGCAGGGUCCUGUUCUGUGACACCAGAGAGGUUGUUAGGCUGGGGAGGAAAGACUGUUCUUCAAGCAGCCCUUGGAGUGAAACAUGGCAUUCUUCUAACUGAAGAUGGUGAGGUGUACAGCUUUGGGACUCUUCCCUGGAGACAUGAACCAGCAGAGAUUUGUCCAAGUAACCCCCUUCUAGAAAAUGCCCUGAUUGGGCAAUAUGUCGUUACUGUGGCAACUGGGAGUUUCCACAGUGGAGCAGUGACAGAAAGUGGUACAGUGUACAUGUGGGGGGAGAAUUCUGCUGGCCAGUGUGCAGUAGCUAACCAGCAGUACGUUGCAGAGCCGAAUCCUGUCAGCAUUUCUGAUUUUGAGACCAGUCCUUUGUUGGCAGUCAGGAUUUUGCAGUUGGCAUGUGGUGAGGAGCACACCCUGGCAUUGUCAAUCAGCAGAGAGAUUUGGGCAUGGGGUACUGGUUGUCAACUGGGGCUCAUUACCACUACCUUCCCAGUAACAAAGCCACAGAAAGUCGAACAUCUUGCUGGACGAGUAGUGCUCCAAGUGGCCUGUGGUGCGUUCCACAGUGUAGCCCUUGUACAAUGCCUCCCUUCCCAGGAUUUGAAGUCAGUCCCAGAAAGAUGCAACCAGUGCAGCCAACUCUUAAUCACUAUGACUGACAAGGAAGACCAUGUGAUUAUAUCAGACAGUCACUGUUGCCCACUAGGUGUGACACUGUCGGAAUCCCAGGCAGAAAACCAGGCCAGCCCCCCCUCCACUCUUGGAGCGCUCGGCAGUCAGGGAGAAGUGUUUGAGAACACUCAAGUAGAAACUGACCUGCCUGUUGCUACAGAACUGAAUGUUGGAAAUGUUCAGACCACGAGAGACGACGCCAGUUCCUCCCAACAAGACAUUUUGGGAACAGCUGAAGUUUCUUCUGCCAGAAAUAUGCCAACCUACCCUGAUACCCAGGCAGUGAGUGAAUACUUGCAGAAACUAUCAGACCAUUCAGUAAGAGAGGAUGCUGAGAGUGGUGUGAAGCCAAUGCCUUGUCAGCCUCUUGUAGAAGAAGCAGUUCCUAAUCUUCACAGCCCACCAACCACAAGCACCUCAGCCCUAAACAGCUUAGUGGUCUCUUGUGCAUCUGCUGUUGGGGUGAGAGUGGCUGCUACUUAUGAAGCUGGGGCCUUGUCUCUGAAGAAAGUGAUGAACUUUUAUAAUACAGCCCCUUGUGAAACUGGAGCUCAGACAGGCAGUAGUUCCAUAGGCCGAGAAGAGCAGGUUAAACAGGAGUCAAUGCAAGGAAAGAAAAGCUCAAGUCUCGUGGAUAUCAGAGAAGAAGAAUCAGAGGGAGGCAGCCGAAGACUCUCCCUUCCUGGAUUGUUGUCCCAAGUCUCCCCCAGACUCUUAAGAAAGGCUGCACGGGUGAAAACGCGAACAGUGGUUCUAACCCCCACAUACAGUGGGGAGGCGGAUGCCCUCCUCCCUUCUCUGAGAACAGAGGUGUGGACGUGGGGGAAAGGGAAGGAAGGGCAGCUGGGGCAUGGCGACGUUCUGCCUAGGCUGCAGCCACUGUGUGUAAAAUUUCUGGAUGGUAAAGAAGUCGUCUCUGUGGAGGCAGGUGGCUCCCAUUCUCUUGCACUUACAGCAAAAUCCCAGGUUUACUCGUGGGGUAGCAACACCUUUGGUCAACUUGGACAUUCCGAUUUUCCAACAACAGUUCCUCGUCUUGCAAAGGUAAAUGGUGAAAAUGGAGUCUGGAGUGUUGCUGCAGGCCAGGAUUAUUCCCUGUUUUUAGUGGAUACAGAAGAUUUCCAGCCAGGAUUAUAUUACAGUGGUCGUCAGGAUCCGACAGAAGGUGACAACCUUCCAGAGAAUCACAGUGGUACUAAGACUCCAGUACUUCUCUCCUGUAGUAAGCUCGGGUACAUAAGCAGAGUGACAGCAGGAAAAAACAGCUUUAUAACCUUGGUGGACAAAAACAUUAUGGGAUAUAUUGCCAGUCUCCAUGAGUUAGCUACUACAGAGAGACGGUUCUAUUCAAAAUUGAGUGACAUCAAAUCUCAGAUUCUCAGGCCUCUUCUCGGCUUAGAAAAUUUGGGUACUGCAGCUACAGUCCAGCUGUUGCAGGAGGUGGCAAGCCGAUUCAGCAAGCUGUGCUACCUAAUUGGUCAGCAUGGAACUUCCCUGAGCAGCUUCCUUCAUGGGAUAAAGGAAGCCAGGAGUUUGGUCAUUGUGAAGCAUGCAGGUCUCUUCUUGGAUAGUUACACAGAGUAUUGCACAUCUAUUACAAAUUUCGUGGUUAUGGGAGGAUUUCAGCUUCUUGCUAAGCCUGCCAUUGAUUUCCUAAAUAAAAACCAGGAGCUGUUACAAGGUCUGUCAGAAGUGAAUAAUGAAAACACCCAGUUGAUGGAAAUAUUGAAUACUUUGUUCUUCUUGCCAAUCAGACGGCUUCAUAAUUAUGCAAAAGUGUUGCUAAAGCUUGCUACCUGUUUUGAAGUGACUUCUCCAGAGUACCAGAAACUACAGGAUUCCAGUUCUUGUUAUGAGUCUCUUGCUCUCCAUCUCGGCAGGAAAAGGAAGGAAGCAGAAUACACCCUGGGCUUUUGGAAGACCUUUCCUGGGAAAAUGACGGAUUCCUUGAGGAAGCCAGAGCGUCGACUGCUCUGUGAGAGCAGUAACCGGGCACUGGCUCUGCAGCAUGCUGGGAGAUUUUCUGUGAAUUGGUUCAUUCUCUUUAAUGAUGCUUUGGUCCAUGCCCAGUUCUCCACUCACCAUGUAUUCCCUUUGGCUACACUGUGGGCAGAACCACUUUCUGAAGACACUGGUGGUGUGAAUGGCCUAAAGAUUAGUACACCUGAGGAGCAGUUCACGCUCAUUUCAUCAACGCCCCAGGAAAAGACUAAAUGGUUACGGGCUAUUAGCCAAGCUGUGGACCAGGCUUUGAGAGGGACAGCUGAUAUUCCACCUUAUGGAAGUAGCAGUAGCGUGCAAAGGCAGGAACCACCCAUUUCACGCAGUGCCAAAUACACUUUCUACAAGGAUCCUCGCCUCAAGGAUGCAACCUACAGUGGGCGCUGGCUUUCGGGGAAGCCUCAUGGCAGAGGGAUUUUGAAAUGGCCUGAUGGAAAGAUGUAUUCUGGCAUGUUCAGGAAUGGCUUGGAAGAUGGGUAUGGAGAAUACAGAAUCCCAAACAAGACAUUGAACAAAGAAGAUCAUUUUGUGGGCCACUGGAAAGAAGGGAAAAUGUGUGGUCAAGGAAUCUACAGUUAUGCCUCUGGUGAAGUGUUCGAAGGCUGUUUCCAAGAUAACAUGCGUCAUGGUCACGGACUCCUACGAAGUGGCAAACUGACUUCCUCCUCUCCCAGUAUGUUCAUUGGACAGUGGGUAAUGGAUAAGAAAGCAGGAUAUGGUGUCUUUGAUGAUAUCACAAGAGGGGAGAAAUAUAUGGGAAUGUGGCAAGAUGAUGUCUGUCAAGGAAAUGGUGUGGUAGUUACUCAGUUUGGAUUAUACUAUGAAGGCAACUUUAACCUUAAUAAGAUGAUGGGAAAUGGAGUUUUACUUUCUGAAGAUGAUACGAUCUAUGAGGGAGAAUUUUCAGAUGACUGGACUCUUAGUGGAAAGGGAACGCUGUCUAUGCCAAAUGGAGAUUACAUUGAAGGUUUUUUUAGUGGAGAAUGGGGAUCUGGGAUAAAAAUCACUGGAACCUACUUCAAACCUACUGUGUAUGAAAGUGACAAAGACAAACCCAAAGUUUUCAGGAAACUAGGAAACCUGGCAGUGUCAGCUGAUGAAAAGUGGAAAGCAGUGUUUGAUGAAUGUUGGCGCCAGCUGGGCUGUGAGAACCCAGGGCAAGGGGAAGUUUGGAAAGCAUGGGACAACAUUGCUGUGGCCCUGACCACCAAUCGGCGCCAACACAGAGACAGCCCAGAGAUAUUAAGUCGGUCACAGACUCAGACACUAGAAAGUUUGGAAUUCAUUCCACACCACGUUGGUGCCUUUUCAGUGGAGAAAUAUGAUGACAUCAAGAAAUACUUAAUAAAGGGAGACAGAGAUAAUAAUAAACAGGAUCUAGUAUACCCAAUGCUGAUAAGUGCUAUAGAGAAAAAGAAAGAAAGGUUCUUAUUUCCUGAGCUUCCUGAAGAGGGCAGCACAAUUCCUCUUUCUGCUCCUUUGCCAACUGAAAGGAAGUCCUUCUGCACUGGGAAGUCAGACUCCAGAUCGGAAUCUCCAGAGCCAGGUUACGUGGUGACAAGUUCUGGAUUACUGCUUCCUGUCCUGCUACCUCGGCUCUACCCACCACUCUUUAUGCUUUAUGCCUUGGAUAAUGAUCGUGAGGAAGACAUUUACUGGGAAUGUGUUUUGCGACUCAAUAAACAGCCAGAUAUUGCUCUUCUGGGCUUCCUUGGGGUGCAAAGGAAGUUUUGGCCAGUGACAUUGUCAAUCCUUGGAGAGAGUAAAAAGGUUUUACCAACCACAAAAGAUGCUUGCUUUGCCUCAGCAGUAGAAUGUCUACAGCAAAUUAGCACAACAUUUACCCCAUCUGACAAGCUGAAGGUCAUCCAGCAGACUUUUGAAGAGAUUUCUCAGAGUGUCCUAGCAACACUCCAGGAAGAUUUUUUGUGGUCCAUGGAUGACUUGUUUCCAGUUUUCCUAUAUGUGGUGCUACGGGCCAGGAUAAGGAAUUUGGGCUCUGAAGUCCACCUUAUUGAGGAUCUCAUGGACCCUUACCUUCAGCAUGGGGAGCAGGGUAUAAUGUUCACCACCUUGAAGGCAUGUUACUACCAGAUCCAGCGUGAAAAGCUUAACUAG
Molecule: messenger RNA, 4919 nt
Organism: Chrysochloris asiatica (Cape golden mole)
Lineage: Eukaryota; Metazoa; Chordata; Mammalia; Afrosoricida; Chrysochloridae
Gene: ALS2
Product: amyotrophic lateral sclerosis 2 (juvenile)
Exons: 33
Coding region: 57-4919 (1620 amino acids)
Molecular function (GO): guanyl-nucleotide exchange factor activity
Source: RefSeq, a predicted model, not a curated record